Messenger RNA from Lactuca saligna, 1633 nucleotides. NCBI's taxonomy places the organism in Eukaryota, Viridiplantae, Streptophyta, Magnoliopsida, Asterales, Asteraceae. The record is from the annotation of a GenBank genome assembly.
AGAAUUUCAGAGUAAAAAAGGGACGAAACCGGAACCGGGUCUUGUACACCGGUUCCCGUCCGUAUACCAACCGUCUUAUCUUCUUGCAACUCUCGUCGAUAUGUUCAUCGUCAUAUUUAUACGCAGAUUCUUUGCUUGGUUUCAUCUUCUUCCCUCAUGCCAAAGCUUCCUUUCCCUUCCUUCAUGAUACUAUCUAUCUUCGACUUCAUUCAUAUCCAACCAACAAUAAAUUUUCAUUCGGUUAAAAUGAAUGAAAAUCACCUUCUCCAAUCUGAUUAUAUCGGUUUACAUUCAUGAAAUUCUUUGCAAAUAUGAUUGAGACGUGGUUCAGAAGAAGUUUUUACUCGAAAUGCCAUUCAAAUAUCAAGCUGACAUUGAUGCGAAUCGAGAUUAUAAAGAGGAGGCGAAAAGCAAUGGAGAAGUAUUUGAGGAAUGAUAUUGUUGAUCUUCUGAGAAACGGGUUUGUUGCUGAUGCUUAUCAUAGGGCUGCGGGACUAUAUCUUGACCAAAAUCGGUCAUUAUGUUAUGAUUUCAUCGAGCAAUUUUGCAUGCUGAUCUUAAACCAUCUAACAGUCAUGAAUGAUCAGAGCGAAUGCCCAGAAGAAUGCAUGGAAGCAGUCUCAUCGUUGAUCUAUGCUGCUGCAAGAAUUGCUGAUUUGCCGGAAUUGCGCGAACUUAGGAGUUUGUUUACCGAGAGAUAUGGCAAUUCACCCGAAGCUUUUAUCAACAAAGAGUUUGUGAAUUUGUUUAAAAAGGAGCGCCCAACACAUGACAUGAAGAUUCAUUUGAUGCAAGAGAUUACAUUAGAACAUGGUGUAGAAUGGGACCCCAAUUCACUAGAACAAAGUUCAGACAAGCCACCCUCAUCCAACGACGAUCAACCCCAAAACAUGUAUGGUGAUGGACACAAUGAAGAAUCUCAUGGAACUCGCAAUGAAAAUGGCUUGAGGAUAAAAGUUCAAGAGACAGGAAACCACGAGGGGUCAAAUGGUGAAAUUGAAAAACAAACGGACCAAAUGCGUAAAAGAAUUCUAGAUUAUUGGUCAAGGACCACUAGUCUAUUCUCAACUAGCCGAGAAAUCAGCACAAGUUCAGAUGAUAGUUCUUCUGAUGAUUCAAGUAAAGGAAGAUCAUUCUUUGGAUUAAGACAAAAACAUAAUGGUGAGAAAAACACACGACGAAGAAAAGGUGGGCCCCUGUCACGAGUGAAAUCACAUUCCACUGAAAGUGUGCCAAAUCCAUUAGCAAAGAAAGGGCAUGUGCGAACGGUUUCAGAUGUAACCAAUAAUCCGCCAAGGGGACAUGUUCAUCCCAAACUCCCUGAUUAUGAUGAAAUAAAAUCUCGAUUUGCAGCCCUUAGAGCAAAAACUUAAGAGCAAUGGUUCAAGUUAUGCAUAAACUCUUUAUUCCUUAUAGGUGUGCCUUAUAUUCAUUACCUAACUUCUUGAUGUUUGCUUUAGUGUGAGGUUUCACUUGAAGUUGUCAUUAUGUUUAAAAGAUUCAUAUGGUGUAAAUAAUAUAACUUAUAAUAAAAUAAUGCCAAGUGAAUAAGUGUUUGUUGUAACUUAUGUAGUCUCGUUAUCAGGUGGAUGGUUUUUUAAAUAUGUUGUUGUUCGUGUAACAUGGAUAGGGG